Physella acuta is the source of this 6320-nucleotide messenger RNA. RefSeq lists its product as uncharacterized. Gene Ontology annotation, molecular function: protein binding. Lineage: Eukaryota; Metazoa; Mollusca; Gastropoda; Physidae. The record is from RefSeq and is a predicted model, not a curated record. Gene Ontology annotation, biological process: signal transduction.
ACCUUCCCUCUGCCUUUGAUUCCUACAAGUAUGGCAACAUGUAUAUCAGCCCAGGUAAAAAACUCCCCAUGAUGAAAGUUGGUGGUAAACUACAAGGAUGGCUUUUUAUCUACAACCCCAGCAAAAACAUUGUUGGUUUCAAGAUAUCCCCACCUCACAUAGUGACAGGUGAUGUCAGUUUCCUUGAGCCAUCAAAGUGCAGAGCUUUUAGAUUGUCUGUAGACCCUACUGAAGAUAAAGAGUUAUACUUUGUCCAUAUCCACUGGUUCCUGUUGGAGUCUAACAGAGAAUACACUGAUGAAGAUAUCCUGCCCUUGUAUAACAGCACCACAUCUGAGAGCCUUCUCAAACACAGAUUAGCAGUCUCCGUAACAGAUGUGCAAUCUUCUGAGUUACUUCCCUUGAAACUGGCUACUGUAGAACCUGAUAGCUCACAUGGUUAUCUGGCAGAAGUUUUUAAAAAUGGAAUUUCUGUUCAAAAGUACUGGUUAAAGAGAGGCAACUAUGUUUGUCACCUGUUACCUACAAGCAAUGUGCUGGUCCGUUACCCAAAAUAUCCUACACUUGGCCAGCCAAAUGGAUUCCAGAGAGGAAUGAGAAUUGUCAUAGAUCUUCCUGAAAAAGAUCUGUAUGCUGAAGCCAUAAUUGAAGAGGCCACUGAAGAUGGAUUUUUAACAUUAGAAUAUUCAAGGGAAACAACCAAUGAACACAUGAAGGCAAAAAUUACAGAUCCUGUUAUCAGUAUAAAGGAAAUCGAGUAUGAAAUAAUAGAAAAGCAAAAAAAUGAAGUCGAGCCUCAGGAUGGGAAAAAAUCAGAAGAUCAGAAACCAGAAGUUGUGAAAGUGGCAGCCUUAAAUCUCAUCAGUUAUGAACCAAGAGGUCAUGUGUCAGUGACCAAAAGGGCAUAUGUGUUCCCUCCCUUUCAUCUUCUUACUGAGGCAAGUCAAGCUGCUAUUGAGUCAAUAGACAAUGUAUGGAGGGCAAACACUCUCAACUCUGUGGCUCAGUGUAGAAGUGUUCCAACAAGAGUUACAGUGCAAGAGCUCCAACUUAGCGAGCUGAUUGGCAGUGACACAGAAUGGCUUGUGGGAGCAAACUCCUCCAGAAAAUUUGACAUGGCUUUUGCAUUCCUGCCAUCAAAUUUGGGCCAUAAGACCCUGUGCUAUCCUUCAGUGCCUCGCAUGUUUACAAACAUUGAUGUCCAUGUUCUGUGUUUCUUAGUUGACCAGAUGUACUUCAACAUCCAGCUGGGCAAUGACCAUGAGAUAAGCCUGGACGUCCCCCUCCACUUUGUCAAUGUUAACCCCAUCACCCCCAGCCCCCCGCUGCAGGCUGAAGACAUGUACACGUCUGCCUUCAAUGGCUGGAUCUACUCCACCCUCUACUCCAACAAGAUGUGCCUCCCACACUGUGACAAACUUUUUCCUGAGGGUAGACCAGAUUUUAACAAAACUCAGCUUGAAGCCUUGAUGAGGUCAUUGAUCCAUGUGUACGCAGCACAGUGCCACCUACUGGCAGAACAGUAUGGAGGCAUCAAGUACCAGACCACACCUGAAAAUGGAACCAAAGUUAUAACAGACUCCAUCCAACACAACUACAUGAGCAUCAUUCAGCAGACUGAUCAGGCUGAACUAGCCGACGACACCCUGAUCAAGAAAGGUUUCCGGAACAAUGUGUACUGUAAGGCCCACCAGUGGUGUCUGCCUGGAACCAAUGUCCAGCUGGAGGGAGAGUUUGACUUCAGGAAAGAACUAUUCUCACCCUACGAGGAAACGGUGAAUGUGAUCUGGCGGGAGGGUCUGAAGAUCCCCAAACUCCCCCAGCAUCUGUACGCUCUCUUGACCAACCUGCAGUACCUCAAGCUUGAGGGCUGCGAUGGCUUGAAGGAACUGCCUGAUGGCAUCUCCAAGUGUGAGCGCCUUGAGAUGAUCUCCCUGAGGAACUGUGUUAUUGAGAUUUUGCCUUCUGAUUUGUUCCACAUUCCGUACCUCCACAGAUUUCACUGCCAUUCUCUCAAGGUGAAGACUAUGCCAACCAGUAUUCCAGUUAACUGUCCCAUCACCCACCUCAUCCUGUCAGACCUUUUGCUGACUUCCAUCCCUAAAGAGUUUGGUCUUCUCACUGACCUGGAGUUGCUGAACCUGAACAGCAACCCAAUUGAGACUCUUCCUAUGGAGCUAAGCUCAUUGACUAAGCUUAAAACACUGCUUCUUUGUGGUGUACCAUGGAUUGUGACUGGAGGUUCUAAAGUUGAGAUGCCAAUAGACCAGUACCAAGACUUUCUUGCACACAAUUCUUCUUUGGACUACUAUCUUGGCAGGGAGAAAUUGAUGGCCAUGUUUAAUGAAGCUGACCAUAACAAGAAUGCUAGACUUGAUGAAACAGAAAUUGCUGCACUUAAUGCCAUUUUUUUCUGGAAAGUUCCCCGUUUAGGAUCGUCCUGCAUAAAUUGCUCGGAAUAUGGCGGCAUCCCUCCAGUUAUAUUCCUUCUCAGUGGACUUGAGACCCUCCAUCUGGACUUCCAAGCAAUCACCAUAGUGCCAGUACACAUGUGUCGUCUGCAGAACCUCAAGGCACUGAGCAUAUCCCAUAACCCCCUGCUGGAGAGUUUGCCAGGGUCGCUGGGUCACUUGCCCAGCUUGAAAUCCCUGAGAUUAGUGAGCAAUCCUUCACUAAGAACUCCCCCACAUGAAGUAGUGAGCAGAGGAUUCCAGUCCAUCAAAGCCUACCUGAAGCGUUUGGCUGGAGGGUUCACUGAGUGCAGACGGACAAAGCUAAUGCUGGUUGGACUUGGAGGUGCUGGAAAAACAAGUCUCCUACAAGCUCUGAUGAGUGAUGCCAAGAAAACAGCAGGCACAAGAGGGCAGGAUAUAACCAAUGGUAUUGACAUCCUCCCCUGGACAGUGAAGGACACCAAUGGAGUGGAUGUCACCUACAGCACCUGGGACUUUGCUGGUCAAACUUUGUACUACAACACACAUCAGUUUUUCCUGUCCAAACGAGCUGUCUACUUGCUGUUGUGGUCAACCAGACAAGGUUUUGAGCAUGCUGGGCUGGAGUUCUGGCUGAGUUCUAUAGCCAGCCACGCCCCCAAGACACCCAUUUUUGUUGUUGGCACUCACUGUGAUCAGGUGCCCAAAGCAGAUAUUCCUAUAGCUGAUCUUAAGCAACGCUACCCACAAAUCGCUGGGUUCCAUUUUGUCAGUUCUCUUCAAGGAACAGGCAUCAUAGAGUUAGAAAAGGAUCUACUGAAAGUGACAUUGGAACAAAAGAACAUGGGUGAAAAGAUUCCACAAGUCUGGCUUAAACUGGAAGAACAAAUCUUAAAAGCAAGAAAAGCUAAAAGUAUACUGGAAUGGACAAAAAUCAAACAAUUUUGCAUGGAGGUUGGAAUUUAUGAUGAGAAAGAUAUUCGUGAGGCCAUUCAGUUUCUACAUGAGCUUGGCACAGUCCAGUAUUUUGACAAUGAGUUUCUGAGAGAUCAGGUUGUCAUCAACCCUCAGUGGAUUGUCAAUGUCAUGUCAUGUGUGGUGUCAGUGAAGAACUCUCCUAUUCAGGAUAGCAAAGGUAGAUUUCACCACAAAUUUAUCAAAGAAAUUUGGAAGGAAUAUCCUGAGUCAUUACAUCAGUGGCUGCUCAGGCUGACUGAAGAGUUUGAUUUGACCUUUCCCCUCCCUGAAGAGGCAACUAACAUUGUGCCAUGUCUGCUGCCACAGGAAGUGCCAGAUAAUCUUAACUGGCCACUACCAGAUGUUAGCAAGCACCAAAAAGAGACCAAGCUUAUCUACCAGUUUUCUUACCUCCCUGCUGGCCUAUUCAACAGAGCUCAGGUUCGGCUGUUUCAAUUGUCUGAUGGAAACCUAAUCUGGAAACGAGGCUCCCUCUUGAAGAAGAACAAACACAAGGCUCUGAUUUCACAAACCAGUGACUCAGAACUCCAGGUCAAAGUUCAAGGACCUCGACCAGAAAAUGUUAUUUUCCUCAUCCAUGAGAUCUUUGAGUCCCUUAUCCAGGAAUCUUUUCAUGGUGUCAUUUAUGAGUUCUUGAUUCCCUGCCCAGACUGUAUCAUUAGAGAAGGAACUCUGGACCCCAGCAUGUUUGAGAGCAGCCUGGUCAAGCGAGCAAGAGACCAUCGUGCCCCAUUCCUUCAGUGUAGAAAAUAUUUCCACACCAUCUCUAUGGCUCAGCUCUUUGAGGUGAUGCCAUCUGACAGUGAUUCAGACUUUGAUGCUCACUUACAAAACAGCCUGACUAUCAUGCAACAGUUGAACUCAGCUCUGUCAACAGAUGUGGCCAUUAUCUACAGCUCCAAGGACAAGGUUGAUGACAAGCAUCCAACUCUGCUCAAUCCUGAGAGGGUCUGGAGAGAUCUAGAGGCGGCGGGAAUCACAUGUUGGUAUUCUGAUGACAUGGAUUCCAUCUCUGUUCAAGACUUAAUGCUGGCACUAAAAAACUGUAAGGUGGUUGUUGCCCUUGUCUCAGACAACUUUGAGAGAGAUGAGAAAUCCCAUGGCCUGCUCAUGUACACCAUGGACACCCUGGCCAAAAAUUUCACCAUCGUGGUCAUUGGUGAGAGCCAGGAGUGGCUCAACACUGACCUGGGGAUGAGGAUAGGAAAACAGGAGGAAAUGGUGAUGGUGAAGACAAAAAACAGAUAUGAUGAGAGCCGCAUUCAGCAAAUGGUUAAAGCUGUCAGUGUUAAACUACAACAAAAUCAGCAGAGUCUUCAGAAACACCCAAGUGUUUUCAUCAGCUACUGCUGGUCCAACUCUAGAGAAGCGCAGAAACUCGGGACAAUCUGUUCUGACAAGUCCCUAGGCUGGGGUGACCCCAGGGAGGUCAAGAAAGAGCUGGAGAAAAAAAACAUAACCUGUUGGCUGGACAUUGACCAACCAUUUGCUGGUAAAGGUCUAUUUAAAAACAUCACAGAAGGCAUCAGGAACUCUAAAGUGUUGGUUGCAUUUGUCUCUGAUGAGUAUGUGAGCUCAGACAACUGCAUGAUGGAGCUGAGGUUUGGAGUUUUAAAUCUUCAGCUGCCAACUAUUAUAGUUGUUGUUGGCACGGGGAAAGAUUGGAAGCAAUCUGAGGUUGGAAUAUUGAUGCAGAGAUCUAAGGCUGCAAAAGUUUACAUGCAACAAGAGAAUCCAACAGCCUUGGAUACUUUAGUCCAUUACAUUAAAGAAAGAAUGCCAAGCCAUUCAGAUCAAAUACUUGCCCAAAAAGAAAUCCAGACAAAAAUGAAGAAUGUUCAAGAACAAGAGAAAACUAAAGUGGAGAACAAGAAAGCAAUUGACAAUACAUCCAUUCAGGAGGAAUAUGAACUUGUACAGAGAAAGUUCAUGAGACACAUCAUCUCAUAUGUCAGCUCCAUGGACACUGUGCCCACACCUCGACUAAUUGUUGUUGAUUUUGAAAAGAUUGCGAGGUCAGUUGUCAAGAAAGAUGGACACCAUGACACUGAGAGCAUCUUAGAGAGACCUGGUUCAGCUGGCAGGCCAAGGCUGCGUCCAAAAACUGCCAGUCGCUCGUCUAAACUCAUGACUGUAGUUGCUGAAGAUGAGGCCGAUCAAUGGGAAAAUGAAACCUUUUGUCUGAAGCUGUUAUGUGAAGAUGAGAAGGGGUGGCACAUUUGCAAAAUGUCGUUCCCUGUAAAGAUGAAUGAAGAAUUAAAAAGUACAUUAAAAGGCUGUUCUGCCUACCUGGGCAGGAUGUAUGCAAUAUUACGUCAGAGUGCUGUCAGCCUCAACUGCUUUGAUGGACCAAUAGGGUCACAGUACAUUUCAUGGAUUGAACAGUGUGCUGUUGAGAAUGUCAACUUUUUAGACUCGUACAUCAAACUGAGAACCAGCCUUGUGGAAGAUGACACAGCUCAAGAGUUCUUGUCUCAGCUGAAGAGGUGCCAUCUGCCCACUGGUAAAAUCUACUGGCUGUGUGAGCAACAUGCCUCAGGCCCACGCAUCACCAGGCUGAGUACUGAGACGACGUCCCGUAAUGAGGUGGGGCGGGUCAUCUAUGAGGAGGACGUCAAGCUGAGAGACAACCUGGAACGUUCUGACAUCUACAAACAAAGGAAGAAAGCCAAAAGUCCUGCAGCUAACAUUGUACUCCCAGCACUUGAUGUAAAGAACAAAGAACAAAUAUCUGAGUAUGACCAAGCUCAAAAGACCAAACCAGCGCAUGAGACAAAACGCCAGGAAUCUGUGAGAAACCUGGCCACACUCCUAACCAGCCCAUCAGACAGAUCUUCCUCCAGCACCUCUGUCAAGAGCAGCGCAGAUUCUGGUGCUGCCACCGACAGAUCCAGCUCUUCAGCAGCCUGA